AUGGAUAAAGAUCCUAACACCUUCAUCCUCAACUAACCGAAUAAAAUUGUUAGAUCAAGAUGAGGGUAAAUUUUUUUACGAUAUAAAAUAUUCUAUGCUCUAAAUGUAUUAGCAAAUGUGCUAUAAAUCUCAUAUACAUAAAAUGGCUAGUGAAGUCUAGCCCUUCCUCUUAGAGACGGCUGCCCAUGCAUACCUGGUAUAGUUUUUGGAACCACUAGUUAUCCCAGCAACAUCUCCACCUCAAGGUGAAAGAAGUUGGUGUAGGAGCAAAGAGACAAAGUUGGAAAUGGUGAUAUUCAGCAAUGGUCUACGGACAACAGGGAAACCAAUAUCGAGAAGAGAGGUUUAGGCCUGGGCUCAGAGGACUAUGUGGAAGUACACAAAAUUCGCUUGGGUCACAACACAGUUUCUAGCGAAUCUGUCAGAAUACCGCCUGUGUUGAAAUAGAGAUCUUAUGCAUUUAGAAUCUUCAAUGCAAUGCUAUUAAUCGCAUUAGAAUUGUUUAGGAAUAUAUGAGGUACAAUCUCUAAAAUUCACUCUUAUCAAUGAUAGGCAGUUAGACUUGAAGCGCGAGUAUGCUUCAAACUUGACAAUAUGAAAUUUUUUCGAUCAAGGAUGGGCUUAAUUUUUGCGAUUUUGGGGUUUAAUUUUAAUCGAACUGCUCGAUCAUAGCUACAGGGAGUAAGGUGCUAAGCAAGUCACUUAUAGAAGCAAUAUCAGCAGGAGAUUCUGAAGCAAGUAUAGAAAUUUUAGAGAAAUUAAUUAGUAUAGAUGCUGACUCGCCUGCAUCCUUGAGUGAACAAGGCUAUUAUAAAAUAUCUUGAAAUGUAAGUAAUAACUAUUAUAAUGAAAUAUUUGGCUAAACUAUUAAAUUUUAAAUAGUUUGCACUCUGAAGCAUAAACUUUAUUAGUAAAUUGCAUUUCUCUUUUAAAUUUCGUAAAUUUGAUUUUAAAAAAGUUAUUAUAAUAUGUUUGUAAAAUAAAUUAAAAUAAAUUUAGCCGGCAAAAAUAUUUUGCUUGCUCAAGGCAGUGAGAGUGAGAUUAAAUUUAGAAUUUCACCUAAAAAACCCAAGCAAGAGAUAAAAAUUAAGGAUAUUAAACCUCAACAAAAAGAAGUUAAAUAUAAUGCUCAGCAAGGAGAAACUCGUCUGCCUCCUUCUCAUGAACCUAGAAAAGCAGUUUUUACUGGUGCUCCUCGAAUAAUAAAUAAUAAAGAUGUGCCUUUGCCUGAAGAAGCAUUUAAUCUUUCAAAAUCUCAAAUUUACCCCAAUCCUAACGCUUAUGGUCAAGCUAUCCCUAAUAUACCAUAUCAAGAAUGGCCACCUAUGCCUCCAAGACCUGUUCAACCAAAAUCAAAUAAUAAUCCACCUUUUAUCCAAGAAAAUCCAGCCUUUAUCUCUAAAGCAAAUAUUCCUAACCCUUCUCAAAAUAAGCAAAUUUCAUCCCAAAAUGAACUUAAUAACCUUCCCAACCUUAAUCCAGCCCCUCUUCAUAAAGCAGGCUUUCCUAAUCCACCUCAAAAUGAACUUAAUGACCUUCCUAACCUAGCCCCAGCCCCUAUCUUAAAUCCCUAUGAAUUAGCACAUCAAGCUCCUCUACCCGAUUUAAAUGCAAAACCUUAUAAAAUGGCACCUCAAGUUCUAGAUCCUAUCCCUGAUAUCAAUAUUAAUCCAGUAGUACCUCAAAAAAUUAAUGUUCAGCAAAAUAUAGAAAAAGAUCCUAUUCCUAAUAAAAUAGUAAUUCAAGAAAUUAAUGCCAAAAAAAAUAUAGAAGAAAACGAAGAUUUUCGGGAUGUCCUUGAUAAAGAAAUGCAAGGCCCGCCGAAUAAUGAAAAUAAUUUGUUGCCACCUGAAAAUGAGAAUCGUAGAGUUGUUGAUUUAACAGAAGAAGAAUUAGAACAGAGAAAGCAAGAGCAAGCUCAAAAGAAAUAUGAAAUAGCUAAGCAGCUAAUGGAAGUUACAGGAACUGACUUAAAUACUGCAAUUAAAAUAAGCGAAAGAGUAAGCUCUCUUGAGGCUGCAUUUCAACUAUUUUAUGGAUAA
This is a messenger RNA of Blepharisma stoltei, 2042 nucleotides long. The record is from the annotation of a GenBank genome assembly. Lineage: Eukaryota; Ciliophora; Heterotrichea; Heterotrichida; Blepharismidae.